Carassius gibelio (silver crucian carp) is the source of this 1168-nucleotide messenger RNA. RefSeq lists its product as uncharacterized. The record is from RefSeq and is a predicted model, not a curated record. NCBI's taxonomy places the organism in Eukaryota, Metazoa, Chordata, Actinopteri, Cypriniformes, Cyprinidae. The coding region runs from base 1 to 741 and encodes 246 amino acids. The transcript is spliced from 3 exons. Gene Ontology annotation, molecular function: GTP binding.
AUGACGGAGAGACCUGCAGUGAUCUUCUCCAGUCCAGAUGAUGCAGUGAUCCGGGUUCUUCUGAUGGGCAGAAACACUUGUGGGAAAAGCUCGUCUGGGAACUUGAUCCUGGGAGAAAAGAGGUUUAAAAGGCAUGAGUCUGAAGUGUGUGAGGGUCAGACUCAGAUCAGAGGGAAGCAGGUCUCUGUGAUUGAUUGUCCAGAUCUACUGGAUCCAGAUCUGAAUGAAGAGCAGCUGGAGAAGAUGAAAGAGCAGCUGCUCUCUGGAUGUUCAGCAGGUCUCAGUUCAGUUCUGCUCACCGUUCCUCUGGAGAAACCUCUGCAAAAUGAGCAACAGAUCCUGGAUUAUAUUGUUUGUUUGUUUGGUCCUGAAGUUCAGAAGUACAUCAUGAUUCUGUUCACACAUGGAGAUGAUCUGGAGGAUCUGGAUGAGACCACUGAUGAACAUCUGAAACCCAAAGAUCAUGAGGAUCUGCAGCGACUCGUGACUGAAUGUGGAGGAAAGUCUCACUGUUUCAGUAAGAUGAAGAAAGUGAAGGCUCAAGUUGAAGAUCUGCUGCAGAAGAUUGAAGGAAUGAUGACGGAGAACGGAGGGAGAUUCUUCAUCAAACAGAUGAAGAGGAGCAACAGCAAAGACGCUCGUUUGUCAUUUUUUCAGAGAGGAAAGAGCAGAUCUGGGAAAAGUGUUGAUGAAGACAUCAUGGUCUGCAGAAACAUGUCUGAAUCUUUAACAACCGUGUGAUUCAGAAACCAGCGAGAGGAACACGAUCUCAGAGAUCCACACACAGCGCUUCUUUACAGCUGUUUGUGAGGAAGAACAAAUGCUAAAAACCUACACUGCUAAUAUUUGACCAUUUCAGUAUUAGACUUUGUUGAAUCCACGUAUAAGCUCAAUAUUUCUGAUCAUUGUCCCGUCAGGAGAGCUCAGUAAACUCAUGUUUCUCCUGACAGAUUCAGUGCUUUAGCAGAUCUGAUGAUGUUUCACACUGACACUCCAUCACUUGUUCAGAGUAGGAUAAUUAUGAGAAUAAAGCUCCGUUUGCAUCGCUGCACGCUGUGUGCCAGAAUAAUUCAUCAAGAUGUCUUGUGUUUUGUGUGUCAGUGCUUCCUCCAAACACAUUUCCUCAGUCUAAUUUACUGCAACAAUACCUUAUUUCAUCUUCAGUAUU